CUGUCAUUCAACAUGCAUUUUGGGUCCUCUAAAAAUCCCAGACAACCAUUUCCAGACUGUGGGAUUUUAACAACAGUUAACUUCUCCGGAGACAGCCUGCUAACUUCUUACAAGAAAGUUAACAGCUCCGAAAGAAAUACAUAUUUAAUGUAGAACAUCCUUUCUACUAGUCACUACUGAGAAAGGUUAUACAAUGAAGUUUUGUGUAAUUUUGCUGUUCGUCUUUUUCAACGAAUUACUUUUACAGAUGGGGGUCCAUUAGAUCUCCCAGACACUCCUGAAGUCUACUUGGAGUUAUUUAAAAUGUUAUGUAAUGAAGAAACAGCUACCCAUGCCCUCUAGACCAGAGAGCCUUCAACAAUACCAGCGUUGUUCUGUACAAUGACAUACCAAUACAUGCAGAGCACUUUCUUAGGCAGAACAACUCCCAUGACAGUCAGGAACUUGUCAGGACACGUGGAAAGAAGGAUAUAUUUAUAUAGUGCCUUUCAAAGGGUGACUGUCAAAAGAAGGUGAAAAGGAUCCCACAACAGAAUGAGAAAAGUAAACGAAAAGCAGUUGGACAGAAUAAAAUCAGAGCAAUACAUAAGAAAAUAAAGCUAAAAGUUCCAAACCUGAGAAAGGAGAGAAUGUUCCUAGACAAAGACCUAAAGCCGACCUUUAUCAUGACACAGGUUUUGGAUAAAGGCAAUUUCCAGAAGCCAGCAGAGACAUUGAACCUAGCCACAGGGCAAUCCAUUGAACUGCGCUGUAAAGGGAAGAACAUUGGCUGGGCUUAUCCACCUUACCUCAACAACCUAAAUAACUCCAGGCUCAGCAUUGUACAGCAGCAAAAAUACAGCCAACUAACACUUACAAAUACGAGGGCUGCAGACACAGGAGAAUACAGCUGCUGGGUGAUACUCUGUGAUGGGCCAGAGUGUAGCAAAGAUGACCUGAGAAUGGGCAAAACAUAUAUCUUUGUGGCAGAUCCAACUGAAUUAUUUGUGCCAUCAACCAGUCAGUUUGAUAUUAUCUACCUUCGACCUGAUGGGCCUUCUAUAAUCCCUUGUCGCGUGAGCACACCUUUGGCCAAUGUCACACUGCAUCGAGAAAUCCCCCCUCAGGAACUUCCUGUUGAUGGAUCACUCAUUAGUUAUGAUGCAAAACAAGGAUUUGUUAUUUGGCAGCCUAAUCUUGAGCAGAAGGGGGUUGUGUAUUGCAUGGCAAACCUACAGGGAACUCCACAGAUAUCAAGCAAUUACCUUCUUUUGUACGCUGAAGUUUUCAGUGGCCCUCCAUCCACAAGUAUUGCAGCUUCAUCAAAUGCAGUAAAUGGUGGCGAUCAAAUCAAUGUGACCUGCACAGUGCUGGGAGACCCAGACCUACAGGUGGACUUCACUUGGCAAUAUCCAGGACAGCAAGAUGAAAGGCCAGUGAUUAUCACAGAAAAAUGGAGACUAAUAGAUCGGAACAAUGGACACACUGUCAGACUGUCAAAGAGUAUGCUAUAUAUUGAUGAUGUUGAAACAAUUGACAUAGGGGAUUACGUCUGUACAGCUCAAAAUUUAAUAGGAGAAACUACAGUGGCCACGCAACUAUUUUUUAAUUACUAACGGAACCCAAAUCAGGACUUGAAAUAUUCUAGGUGCAGCAUCCCAGUUUAAAAAGGAAAAUGGAGAUAACCCAGAUUAAGUUUAUCAUCAGUUCUUUGUAUCAGCAGACUAAUUACUGAGAUGUCAUUUAUAUGCCUUCAUGACAUUAUAUAAGUGACUCUACACCAAAGCCUUGUUAUGCACAGGAAUUCCUAAGCUACACAACAAUAUUUAUUCUUUGAAGCAGGGCAAACCCUGUAACAACACAAUAAAACUUGGAAGUGCCACAAUAUUUAUAUUUUCCCCCUGGGUUGAAAGCCAGCCCAGACUGAAGGAAUUGAAGUGUUCUCUAUCUGUUGGUUACAAGUGAAAUGUAUGUGAGCAGCAUCCAACUAAUUUUGGAUACACUGCACUUAAACUAGCACUAAUUUAGCAAUAGUAGUUGGUAUGUAUGGAAUGGGAAGCAGGGAAUGUUGUCUGAGGGUGUGUGUAAGGGAGUCAAAGUCUGCAGUUGGUUACUCCUGACCCUGGAGCAUUUGAUGCUGACUUAAAUGUUGUGUUCCAUUUCUGAGCAUUAAGGUUUCACAUCUGGUGUAUAAAAUUCACAAAGAAUGACAAGAAUCCUAUAUUGCAUAUGUUUUUAAUAAUAAACCUUUCAAUCACUUACUUAACCUUUACCACCUAUUCAGAAGGCAAGAAAAACACGCAAAGAAAAUCUAACUGUACACAGCCCCAAAAAAAAUCGUUCUAAAGUGAUUCAUUUGAUAUUUUGGGAGAGAAAAUGGUUACAUUUGGAGAGAAGAUAAUUACAGAGCUAAAUAAUUCAAAUAUAAGAUUGUACUUUUAUGAAAUCUGAGUUGUAACCAAAUUACAUAUGUAUAAAUGAUGUAUGAUUAUGGAAAGCAAUUCAUCGCUUUUGCCAGGACUGCUGCUCUGCCUUGCACAGAUUAUUUUAUGGUAUUAAAUGGGGUGGUCUGAAGAAAUUUGCUUGGCAGGCCCACUCCUCCAGCACUGUUUGUAUUUUCACCAACCAUUGCUUUUGUACAAAUAGCAGAACAUUAUUUUUGAUGCUACCAAAUAGUUUAAAGACGAGGAGAAUAUAACAAAAAUGAAUGAAUGUUAUGCUGUGCAGACCUGGCUAACAAUUAUCUGACUUGAAAUUAUUGUUCACUUGCUCAAUUCCUUAUACAAAUGUUUUUUUUAAAAUAAAUAAGCCUCAGACAAAUAAUUAUAAUUUCCACUCUGCAAAGAAUGGUUUCAGUAUUAAAAGCUAAUGAUAAGGUUUAGUUGUUGUCCUGUUUGUAAUUACUGUUUACAUACUUGGUUCUGUUUGAUGUAGUAACCAUUCAUUAUUACAUUGUAAAACAUUUUAAGGAUUUUGAUAGGGAUUCAAAGCAACUUGAUACCACGUUAGUUUGUAUUGCAUUAUUGUUUUAUUUCUGUUAAGAUAAUCAGAUUUUUAAAAAAUUACAUUGGUAAAUAAUUUUAAAAUUAACAAACUAAUCCCCAGAAAUGAUACUAAUGAAUUGCAUUGUUCAGUAUAAAAUUAUAUUAUACACUUUUUAUUAUACAAUUCUGUUAUUAAAUUUAAUAAAAGAGUUACCAAGUUGAA
Molecule: messenger RNA, 3186 nt
Organism: Carcharodon carcharias (great white shark)
Lineage: Eukaryota; Metazoa; Chordata; Chondrichthyes; Lamniformes; Lamnidae
Gene: pdgfrl
Product: platelet-derived growth factor receptor-like
Exons: 8
Coding region: 630-1595 (321 amino acids)
Source: RefSeq, a predicted model, not a curated record